This is a messenger RNA of Balaenoptera ricei (Rice's whale), 2441 nucleotides long. RefSeq names its product serine/threonine kinase 32A (gene STK32A). Bases 208 to 1395 code for a protein of 395 amino acids. Lineage: Eukaryota; Metazoa; Chordata; Mammalia; Artiodactyla; Balaenopteridae. Gene Ontology annotation, biological process: G protein-coupled receptor signaling pathway; regulation of signal transduction; protein phosphorylation. Gene Ontology annotation, molecular function: ATP binding; G protein-coupled receptor binding; G protein-coupled receptor kinase activity. The record is from RefSeq and is a predicted model, not a curated record. The transcript is spliced from 13 exons.
CUUUCCCUGCUUGUUCCUCGUUUCUCGGAGUUGAUCUUUUAGCUCCUGCUCCCCGGGUGGAAGCACCAGUCUGAGCUUCUCGGAAGGCGUGAAGCGAGAGCCGAGAUCUAGAUAUCUAGCUAAGGUUUCCGGUCCUCUUUUGAGCGAAGAUGAAUGUUUCUGCUGGGAUAAUGUAACUGGAGGAUCCGGGUCUGGGCAGACUUGACAAUGGGAGCCAACACUUCAAGCAAACCACCGGUGUUUGAUGAAAAUGACGAUGUCAACUUUGACCACUUUGAAAUUUUAAGAGCCAUUGGAAAAGGCAGUUUUGGGAAGGUCUGCAUCGUACAGAAGAAUGAUACCAAGAAGAUGUACGCGAUGAAGUACAUGAACAAACAAAAGUGUGUGGAGCGCAACGAGGUGAGGAAUGUCUUCAAGGAGCUCCAGAUCAUGCAGGGGCUGGAGCAUCCUUUCCUGGUUAAUUUGUGGUACUCCUUCCAAGAUGAGGAAGACAUGUUCAUGGUGGUGGACCUCCUGCUGGGCGGGGACCUGCGUUAUCACCUGCAGCAGAAUGUCCGCUUCCAGGAAGACACUGUGAAGCUCUUCAUCUGUGAGCUGGCCAUGGCCCUGGACUACCUGCGGAGCCAGCGCAUCAUUCACAGGGAUAUGAAGCCUGACAAUAUUUUGCUUGAUGAACAUGGGCACGUGCACAUCACAGACUUCAACAUUGCUACGAUGCUACCUGUGGACAUGUGCCUCACCACCGUGGCCGGCACCAAGCCUUACAUGGCACCUGAGAUGUUCAACUCCAGAAGAGAAGCAGGUUAUUCGUUUGCUGUUGACUGGUGGUCACUGGGAGUGACAGCAUAUGAGCUGCUGAGAGGCCGGAGACCGUAUCAUAUUCGCUCCAGUACUUCCAGCAAGGAAAUUGCACACAUGUUUGAGACGGCGCUUGUGACUUACCCUUCUGCCUGGUCACAGGAAAUGGUGUCACUUCUUAAAAAGCUACUGGAACCGAAUCCAGACCAACGGUUUUCCCAUUUGUCCGAUAUUCAAAACUUCCCAUAUAUGAAUGAUAUGAACUGGGACGCAGUUUUGCAGAAGAGGCUCGUUCCAGGAUUUAUUCCUAACAAAGGCAGGCUGAAUUGCGACCCCACCUUUGAGCUCGAGGAAAUGAUUUUGGAGUCCAAGCCUCUUCACAAGAAAAAGAAGCGCCUGGCCAAGAAGGAGAAGAUGAGGAAAUGUGAUUCCUCUCAGAUGUGCCUUCUUCAAGAGCACCUUGAAUCUGUCCAAAAGGAGUUCAUAAUUUUCAACAGAGAGAAAGUCAAAAAGGACUUUAAUAAAAGACAAGCCAAUCAAGCCUUGGAACAAACCAAAGACCCACAAGAAGAGGAUGGCCAGAAUAACAACCUCUGAAGUUCUCAACAUCUUCUUCUUGGGACAUUUCCACGUCAGGAAGAGCUGACAGAAAUUCUCACCUCUCCACACCUCACACACCUUAGAAAAUGUGACUGAAUACCUUUGGAGGGAGGCAGCAUGACCCAGGGAAGAGUCCCCAGGCUCCUGGGAACUAGAUUCACCACCUUGUGACCUUGAGCAAGUUACUUACCCCCUUUCUCUGCUUCAGUUUUUUCAUCUAAAACGAGAACGUAAUACCAGAUGAGCCUUAUGCUGCCUUUUUACUGCCACCAUUCUCCAUUCUGUUAUUCUAAACAGCCUCUAUUUUUAUUUUAAAAGGAAUAUUUGGACGCAGAUUUAUCUUUCCACUCCUAAUUACACUGUGACAAAUGGACAUAGGUGGGUGAUGGAGUGAAUCUCUUCAGAGUUAGAAAACUUCAUGAAUUGGUCAGAAUCCCCAAAUCCGACUGAAUAGGAGUAAGGAAUUCAUUCAGGAAGAAAUGAGUGGGACCAGAUUAUAAGUAACACAGAUUGAUGAGGGCCUUCCAGUGGUGUGCUGAAGUCAGAACACCGUACCAGCUUGUAUCAAUUGUAAGAGCCACUAUGCGCAUCUGUCCCAGCACCCCGUACAGUGAUGUCAAGUUAAGAGUUGAAACUGGUGAUGGUGGAAGUAUUUACAUCAUGGAAAUUGGCAGGUGCUACAAAUCAGAGCUUUCCACCCUUUCCGGCCCCCACCGCCCACCCGGCCCUGGGAAGCCAGUUGUGAAAUAUUAGCACACCACUGGCCUUCUUCUAGAAACAUGUUCCUUGAGAGCUAAUUGUCCUCUUAAGACUAUCAGAGACCUGUGUCCGGAAAGCAUCAGAAAAGAACAUUGUCACAUUGAAAGCACCUCCACCUUGUAGUACACUGAAGUUGUAUCUUAUAUGGGAGUUAUAGUCUGUUAGAAUGUGAGGUGAAUUUGGAAGAGAGUAAAAUUUACCCUUGAAAAAUUCCUUUAAUAUACACGACAUAUGAUGAGUAUCUUUUCUUAGAGAAGCCCAAUAUCAUGAGACCCUUCACUAAU